Molecule: messenger RNA, 5183 nt
Organism: Homalodisca vitripennis (glassy-winged sharpshooter)
Lineage: Eukaryota; Metazoa; Arthropoda; Insecta; Hemiptera; Cicadellidae
Product: band 7 protein AGAP004871
Exons: 11
Coding region: 1-1251 (416 amino acids)
Cellular component (GO): plasma membrane
Source: RefSeq, a predicted model, not a curated record
AUGGUUACAAUAUUGACGUACCACUUGUUGGAAGCAUCAAGCCACCAGGACUACUGCACUCGCACCAUCACAGACCCGAACCGACCAUCCGUGGCGGUAGCGCAGACACUGAGGACUGAAGGUUAUGUCACUCCACUUCCUCUACUUCCUGGUUCGUUCUCGUCCACCAGAGACUCACCGGUAGUUACUGAUGAUGAGGGGCCAGGUGACUCGGAUAUCUGCGGAACCAUCCUGACCCUGUUCCUUCGGGUCUUUGUUGUCUGCACUCUCCCUCUCUCACAUGUUCUUGUGUUACCGCCGAUGAUGGGGAGCCAGGAGACUCGGGAUCUGCGGAACCAUCCUGACCCUGUUCCUUCGGGUCUUUGUUGUCUGCACUCUCCCUCUCUUACAUGUUCUUGUGUUAUAGCUGAUAAUGGGGAGCCAGAAUACUCGGCUGAUGAUGGGGAGCCAGGAGACUCGGGUAUCUGCGGAACCAUCCUGACCGCACUCUCCUGGGUCGUUGUUGUCUGCACUCUGCCCUUCUCCCUCUUCGUAUGUUUUAAGGUUGUGCAAGAGUACGAGAGGGCGGUGAUAUUUAGACUGGGGCGCCUGGUGUCUGGUGGGGCUAAGGGUCCAGGGAUAUUUUUUAUCCUCCCAUGCAUCGACAACUAUGCCAGAGUCGACCUGCGCACGCGUACGUACGAUGUGCCCCCGCAGGAGGUGUUGACCAAAGACAGCGUCACUGUGUCAGUGGACGCCGUGGUGUACUACAGAGUGUCCAACGCUACCAUAUCUGUGGCCAAUGUGGCCAACGCCCAUCACUCGACCCGCCUGUUGGCUCAGACCACACUACGGAAUGUGCUGGGCACCCGGCCUCUACAUGAGAUACUCAGCGAUCGCGAGGCUAUCUCCAACACCAUGCAGACAUCAUUAGACGACGCAACAGAGGCAUGGGGAAUCAAAGUAGAACGAGUUGAAAUCAAAGAUGUCCGCUUGCCUGUGCAGCUGCAGAGAGCAAUGGCGGCAGAGGCGGAGGCUGCUCGAGAGGCUAGAGCCAAAGUAAUCGCAGCCGAAGGAGAGCAGAAAGCUUCUCGUGCGCUAAGAGAGGCCUCAGAGGUGAUAGGAGAUUCACCGGCAGCGCUACAGUUGCGAUAUUUGCAGACUCUAAACACGAUAUCUGCCGAGAAGAACUCGACCAUAGUGUUCCCAUUGCCCAUAGACUUGCUCACUUACUUCGUCAGAGCCAAGGAACAUAGAGAGCAUGCCUCUUAGGUCUCUUCGAUCUUUCAGUUUAUUUACGAACGCAGUGUCUAUUGCGAGUCUGUUCGCAACGACACCUCACUGCAGCCAAGCUAUAAAUAUGCUGUCUUUAUAACGUCAAUAAAAUAUAUUCAAAUAAGACGCUUUGUGACAGGUUCUAAGUUUGUCAUUCGUUUUAUUAUUUGGCACGUAUUAUCCACCCACUGAACAGACCAUGGAAGAGGGAUUGAAAUUACGUAAUAUAGAAAGAUAAUUUAGUAAACAUUAAGAAAGAAUAUUAUUCAAUAGAAAGAAACUGUUUUUUUCACUGCGGUAUAUCUUAAUCCCUUCGAGGUGCAGAGAUUGCUUCAAACGAAACUCCACAAAGCUUCGUUUGUUAUCGUAUUCCUCAUCAGUGCAUUGGGAAAGAAACAUUUCAAUAUAAAGAACUUUAAGCUUUUCACGUACAAGCUAAAAGUUUUUUUGAGUCCGUUCAAAACAUACUAGUGGCAAUCCCAUACCUAAAAACACUACCGUAUUACACUUUUGAAAAUAUUGACGCCAUCUUUGUAUUUUACCAUUUAUAGUUUGAGCUGGCUGUAGUGUGUUACAUUUUCUGUUCUAAUAAAUUAUUCCUUGCAUUAAAAUGCAUGCAAGAAAGACGCCAUAGUGGGAUUAUAAUGAGUUAUGUAAUUCAUAUACAUUCAUAUUCACCAAAGAAAGUGCACUUCCAUACAUAUUUUAUUACACGUUUCUCUCUAAUUAUGAUUAGCUACCGUACUGUCGAAAUGUAUGCAUUCAUUAUGCAAUGAAGCUAAAAUUAAAAAUUCCGGUUCCGCUUUGUAUUAAAAAAAACAAAUACAUGCAGAAAUACAAGUCGAUUGCACAAAUAACUCCAUUCUGUCGAAAAAUAUAUAUUAUAAAAUCAAUGACAGUUGGUGAAUCAUCGCUAUACAAAAAUGUUGGUGAACAAUUACCCGGUUUUCAAGGAAACUUUACAUUUAAGCGUAAAAUACAUAGAAGUGUAACAAAAUAUCCAACAUAGCAGUUAGCAGUUGUGGUAAUCUUUGUUGGUUACGACAAUGCAUUAGUUUAUCUGUGCACAUAAUAUUUAAAGAUAUAUUUUCAUGAAACUGCUAAUAAAUAUUUAUUAUAACUUGACUGGUGACACUUUUGGCCGUUAAACUUAAUUUACUGAUAACCAACUUAAAUAAAUGUUUAAGGAAACCGUAUUAGUACAGAAACUUAUAAAUACAUUUUUAUUUUAGCAGUACGGUAGAUAAACAAAACAUAUAUUUCAUUGUGUAAUAAAUUAAUACAUACAAAAUACUUUCUAGCGGUGUUAAAUGUAAACUUUUAUUCAGUAAAUUAUAAACUGAUGAUCUGGUCAGCAUUCGCCCUAUAGUCAUCAUUAUUGUCGUCAAUGUCAUCACAAAACACACAGCACUCUGGUCGUAUUAAUUGUUUUUGAUGUAUUACAACACCAAGUUUAAUAUUGAUGUAUGUUAAGUGGUAUUGAUGUAUACAAAUAGAUGGUAAAAUAUUAAUUGGUUGUUUGAAAAAUAAAUAGCAAAUAAUUGGUUUUAUAUUGCGUAAAAGCUAUAAAUAGAUGUUGAGACAGAAAUAUGCUUCCAAGUUCAUAGACGGGUUGAAACUACGUGAGACGAAUUACAUAAGUGUACGAAUAAAGACAACAAUUUGAAAAUAUAUGUUUAAUGCAAAAUGAAAGAAUAAAUACAAAUUAUUACAUACAUAAAUAUUUUAUGAUUACUAUGUUUUGUAUUAUAUGCCUGAAAGUCAGAAAAAUAGCAAAACAUAUUCUUAGCAUUGAGGGCUGCUGUAAAAACAAAGCAGUAUUAAAAUAAUCAUGUUUUAUUUCAAAAUAUGGUAUAAAUAUAUUUAUAUCGUCAUAAAAUGUUAUGAUUUAACAUGUGUGUAGUUAUGUCUAUUUUACUCAUUUUACUGCAAAACCCAACGCUUACACUUUUCCUGUCACUAACGUGGGGACUUAUAUGCAUAGAAACGGGGCUUACCUGUGAUACAAUAUACAGUUAAUUGUAUAGUGUGGUUAUGCCUGUAUGUUUUUGUAAAGCUACCAUUUAGCUAUAUUUCGUUCAGGUUACUUUUUUCCUACUUCGGGAAACGAUUUUGUAUAUAAACGAAUAACAUGUGUGUAAGAUAUUUCACUCGUAACAUAUUCUAUAAAUAUGCGUUAAAUGUACGUUAAGACAGUCAGACAUUAUUUUGGUUGUCAUGGAUAAGUAACAACUUACGGACUGCAGCUAAAGUCGUGGCCAGUAACAUGGUUGGUUGAUAUAAGUUGUACUGUAAACAAUCCGAUAAUUAUCAUGGAUAAGUAACUUAACGUACGGAUUGCAGCUAAAGUCGUGGCCAGUAACAUGGUUGGUUGAUAUAAGUUGUACUAUAAACAAUGCGAUAAUUAUCAUGGGUAAGUAAAUAUUGAAAUAUUUCAUUGUGCUGUAACCAUAUAAUUUCAACUACCAAAAUAGAUUUCUCCACCGUUAGCUAACUUUUAAGAUUUCUAACACUGUUGCACUAUGACAAACGUUAACCUAACCACGUUAUCUAGUUGUGGUGACAUCAUUUCCAUUAUCGUAGGCUGCUUUCCAGGAAGUGCCUGACCUCAUUUCAGUGACAUAAACUCAAACUCCCCUCUACUGCACUAUGACUAACGUUAACCUAACCAUGUUAUCUCGUUGUAGUGACAUCAUUUCCAUUAUCGCAGGCUGCUUUCCAGGAAGUGCCUGACCUCAUUUCAGUGACAUAAACUCAAAAUCCCCUCUACUGCACAAUGACACACGUUAACCUAACCAUGUUAUCUCGUUGUAGUGACAUCAUUUCCAUUAUCGUAGGCUGUUUUCCAGGAAGUGCCUGACCUCAUUUCAGCGACAUAAACUCAAAACUCCCCUCUACUGCACUAUGACUAACUUUAACCUGGUUAGGUUAACAACGUGAUAACAUGGUUGUGUUAUCUCGUUGUGGUGACAUCAUUUCCAUUUUCGUAGGCUGCUUUUCAGGAAAUGCCUGACCUCAUUCUUCAGCUACAUAAACCCAAACUCCCCUCUACAGCACUAUGACUAACGUUAACCUAACGAUGUUAUCUCGUUGUGGUGACAUCAUUUCCAUUAUCGCAGCCUGCUUUCCAGGAAGUGCCUGACCUCAUUUAUAAGUAUACUCAUUUCUAUGUGCCAGAUUACAACUUUUCCCUAUAAUAGUCCUUUAAAGUAAUGCAGUUAUUAAUUUUCUAUUUUUUUCUGCCCCUAGGCAACGUAAAACAUAAAUGGAUGUGAAUAUAAAUUUGUUUUUCAUUCCAAACAAUAUUCCCAGCGAAACAUGACGCAUUAUCUCAAAAAUAAUGUUUACCAUAAUACAAAAUGUAUUUAUUUUAAAUGAAAAUCAAACACCUUUAUUCGUUGAAUGACGAAAAAACUUUAAACAUAUCCUGCAUAACUUAUUUAUACAUAAAAUAAUUCUAAUUCCAUGUUCUUUUUUGAAACAUUUGCUAUUUAUACUUCUUACAAUACAUUUACAGCCUUGGCCACGACUUAAGUAACGGAAUUUUUGGAAAUUUAAGUUGAUGGUUUUUCAAAGUUAAACUAUGACAAAAGUAGAAAUUCGAAAUAAAUCCCAUCGUUUUUAAGAAUGUAUGGUGAUCACUACUUCGUGAAACGGAAACAUUAACUCUAAUAAUAAAAUCAUAUUGCAUAAAACCGCAAAAUCUCAUUUGCUCCCUUACGGACCGAUAUUCUUACGUAAUUACCAGUGAUGUAUAUUAUAUAAUUAAUAAAUCUGUCUAAUAUCCAUGAUGUUUACACUAUACCGUUGGGUAUUACUAUCUUACAUAACAUUUAAUGUGUGGCAUUUUUCUAAGUAGUAUUAUAAACGAGAGUUAGUGUGGACUUGGUGUCAUAUGUAUGUACCCGCACGUAACUGUGAACACGUAU